AUGGCCCAGAUCAACUGGAGAUCAAUCAACGUCGACGCCCUAGACCCCGAAUCGUCCUACAACUUCGACCUCACAACCCUCACACCCGCCAUCGAACCCAUUUCCACCGCAGACGUCCAGACCCUCGCCGGCCAGAUACGGCAACUAUCAAGAGGAGGCAACGCAGAAGGUGCAUUGCGAGGCGCACUCGAGAACCCUCCCUACGGCGCAGACGAUCAGGGCAAACAACUGCACCUCCAAACCGUGAUAGAAAUCCUCCAAUCAAUACGACAAGCCGAAAUGACGCCUAUCCUCCAACGCAUAUAUCAGUCCGAAGGUGGAUCGGAGGUGUGCGAUACGUUGAUGAAGUACCUAUACAAGGGCAUGGCGCAGGGACAGCCUUCCUCGACGGGGGCGAGGAAUGUUACGCCCCAGCCGACGGGGUUCUCGCAGGUGGGUGGGAGGAACUUUGGGGGUGGAGAGGGAGGGGGGCAGGCUAUGAGUGUUUUGCUUAGUUGGCAUGAGAAGCUUGUGGAGAUGGCUGGACCGGGUAGUAUUGUGAGAGUCAUGUCGGAUCGGAGGACUGUCUGA
This is a messenger RNA of Fulvia fulva, 570 nucleotides long. RefSeq names its product Actin-related protein 2/3 complex subunit 5. Lineage: Eukaryota; Fungi; Ascomycota; Dothideomycetes; Mycosphaerellales; Mycosphaerellaceae. Gene Ontology annotation, biological process: Arp2/3 complex-mediated actin nucleation; regulation of actin filament polymerization. Gene Ontology annotation, molecular function: actin filament binding. The coding region runs from base 1 to 570 and encodes 189 amino acids. The record is from RefSeq and is a predicted model, not a curated record. Gene Ontology annotation, cellular component: Arp2/3 protein complex; cytoplasm; actin cytoskeleton. The transcript has 3 exons.